UCGUCUGGUUUUUAUUUAUUUCGCAGCAUGUUGUCACCCCCGGCGUGAAAUUCCAAAAACGAGCGCACGUAUGUAAACGAUAACUGCUCGGUGUCGGGUGCACAAUGCCGCGGGGACUUAUCCUUACCCGAGGUGGAGGGAACUAAGCCCCCUGGGAGCAACGUCACUCCCUUUGGCACAUCAACCACCGACCGUCCGCUUGCACGCGCCCCAAACGCAGCACCACGGAGGACGUCAGGAUCGCACCCAUCCCCUCGACGCGAAAUGCUUUGCGAACUGCAUGUAACUCCAGCGAUCCUCCCCGAUUCCGCGCGUUUCGGCGAGGAGGCGUCCGCACGCUCGGGCACACAGACGGGCUAAAAGAAAAAAAAGGAAAAAAAAAAAAAAAAGUGCUGCUUUUCGGUGCGAAGUGGGGAAGGUCAUUUAAAGUGGGGGAAGAGAGAGACGCGCGGAUAUGGUCUGUGGCGGAGGAAGCAGCAGCAGCAGCACGGCGAGCCAACAUCUGUAACUUCGGGAUUUACUUGUAAAAGGCGCUUCCCGCUGAACGGAGCGGAUCGCGGGGAUAUUUUCUGCGUGUAAACAUGCCUGUGCGAAGAGGUCACGUUGCGCCACAAAACACGUUCCUUGGGUUGAUUAUUCGGAAAUUCGAGGGUCAGAACCGGAAAUUUGUGAUAGCCAAUGCCAGGGUGGAGAACUGUGCCAUCAUCUACUGCAACGACGGCUUCUGCGAGAUGACUGGCUUCUCCAGACCGGACAUCAUGCAGAGGCCGUGCACCUGCGACUUCCUCCACGGUGACCUCACCGACAAGGAGGCCAUCAGCCAGGUGUCCCAGGCGGUGCUUGGGUCGGAGGAGCGCAAGGUGGAGAUCACCUACUACCGGAAGGAUGGGUCUGACUUUCAGUGCAACACCCACAUCAUCCCGGUGAAAAACGAGGAGGGCGUGGUGAUGAUGUUCAUCUUAAAUUUUGAUUACGUGGUGGACGAGGAGAGCGACAACUCCACCGAGAAGAUAAGCCCAACGUCCCCUACGAAGUCGGAUCAAAGGCGGAGCAGAUUCUUCCGCUUCCGCCAGGCCGCUUUGAGCCUGAUGAACACCAACAAGCAAUCUCUUCCACAAGAGGACCCCGAUGCUGUGAUGGUGGACUCACCCAAAGAGAAUGAGGACUCGGUGGCCCUGCAGAGCUUCCCCUCACCCACCAAGAGCAUUUGCAGUCCCAUUGAGGCCAAUGACACGCAGGGGCUAAUAAGCUCAAGCCGCCACUCUUCCCAGGCUAGUGUUGGUCAUGAGCCAGUUGAUCAGUCAUCUCCUAAACUCCCCUGGGAGAAGUUGUACCAGACAGAGGCGCACCAGUCCUCGACCGCCCUGUCAAACACCUUCCCCAGAGGAAGCAUCAACAGCAUGAGGCGAGCCUCGUCCGUCCAUGAAAUUGAAGGCUAUUCCAAUUCCAAAAGCGUAUUCGGGGAUCGGCAUAUAAGUGAAGGCCCUUAUAAUCAUGUGAAGUCCAGCCUGCUUGGCUCUACCUCUGAUUCGAACAUCAACAAGUAUAGCACCAUCAACAAAAUCCCUUUGAUUGCACUCAACUUCUCCGAGGGGACUGAAAAGAAGCCUCACUCCCCACCGACGUCCGAGACAACCAUCAUAGCACCGAAGGUCAAGGACAGAACUCACAAUGUCACAGAGAAAGUCACACAGGUCCUGUCACUCGGUGCUGACGUGCUGCCAGAGUACAAACUCCAGACGACCCGCAUCGACAAGUUCACCAUCCUCCACUACAGCCCCUUCAAAGCUGUGUGGGACUGGCUGAUCCUGCUGCUGGUCAUCUACACGGCCAUCCUCACUCCUUACUCUGCUGCUUUCCUUCUCAAUGACCAAGAGGAGCAGAAGAGGCGUGAAUGUGGAUACUCCUGCAGCCCCCUCAACGUGGUGGAUUUAAUGGUGGACAUCAUGUUCAUCAUCGACAUACUCAUUAACUUCAGGACCACUUACGUGAACCACAACGAGGAGGUGGUCAGCGAUCCAGCAAAGAUUGCAAUCCAUUACUUUAAAGGCUGGUUCCUUAUAGACAUGGUGGCAGCAAUCCCCUUUGACCUUCUUAUCUUCGGCUCAGGAUCAGAUGAGACCACCACUCUGAUUGGCCUACUGAAGACAGCGAGGCUCCUGCGAUUGGUGCGCGUAGCCAGGAAGCUGGACCGCUACUCUGAGUACGGCGCUGCAGUCCUCAUGCUGCUCAUGUGCAUCUUCGCCCUCAUUGCCCACUGGCUGGCCUGUAUAUGGUACGCCAUCGGCAACGUGGAGAAGCCGUACCUGGAGCACAAGAUUGGCUGGCUGGACAAUCUGGGCGUGUCCAUAGGGAAGAGAUACAACUACAGCGAUCCGAGCUCCGGCCCCUCUAUCAAGGACAAGUAUGUCACGGCACUUUACUUCACCUUCAGCAGUCUGACCAGCGUGGGCUUUGGAAAUGUUUCUCCAAACACCAAUUCAGAGAAGAUCUUUUCCAUCUGUGUCAUGCUGAUCGGCUCCCUCAUGUACGCCAGUAUUUUUGGAAACGUCUCUGCCAUCAUCCAGAGGUUGUACUCCGGUACGGCCCGCUAUCACGCUCAAAUGUUGCGGGUCAAGGAGUUCAUACGCUUUCACCAGAUUCCAAACCCACUGAGGCAACGGCUGGAGGAGUACUUCCAACACUCCUGGACCUACACCAACGGCAUCGACAUGAACACGGUAUUAAAAGGUUUUCCUGAGUGCCUGCAGGCGGAUAUCUGCCUUCACCUCAACAGGAAUCUUCUUCACAACUGCAAAGCGUUCCAGGGAGCCACCAAAGGCUGCCUGAGGGCCCUGGCCAUGCACUUCAAAACCACUCACGCCCCACCUGGAGACACUCUGGUCCACAGCGGCGAUGUGCUCACCGCUCUCUACUUUCUAUCCCGCGGCUCCAUUGAGAUCCUGAAAGACGACAUUGUGGUGGCCAUCCUGGGAAAAAAUGACAUCUUCGGAGAAAUGAUCCAUCAAUUUGGCAAGCCCGGGAAAUCCAACGCUGAUGUGCGAGCUCUGAGUUACUGCGACCUGAGCACCAUUCAGAGAGAGGACCUGUUGGAGGUGAUAGACAUGUACCCGGAGUUCGCCGACUUCUUCUUCAACAACCUGGAGCUCACCUUCAACCUGAGAGAUGAGUCUGCAAAGCCCUCAGGCUCCCAAGACUGUGAUUCAGACGGUGAGGCCAGUAAGAGCACUAAGAGGAGGAUCUCCUUCACACCAGAUCCGUCUAAAGGGGAUAACAAGGAAGUGGUUGGUGAAAUUGGGAGGGAGAGGGAGUCUAACUCGUGCCUAAAGAGAUCUUCAGAAGCCCUGGGUCCCUCUCCACCCAGCGCCGCGGUCCUGGACUCAAAUCUUGUUGUCAGAGACAACUUGGAGAGACGGCCAUCUUUUGAAGAUCUCUGCUGUGAUAAAUGGGCCUGUAAGAAGCCUACGGACUUCCUGGAUGAGUCAGCACAGUUCCAGGAGCUGAGAGAGGACGAUAAUUCUGCCAGCGAAAUCACAUAUGGAGAGGUGGAACAGCGCCUGGGUCAGCUUCAAGAGCACCUGAACAGGCUGGAGUCUCAGCUGAUGUCAGAUAUUCACACCAUCCUGCAGCUGCUGCAAAGACAGCCGACGCUGGGACCUCCAGCCUACAGCACUGUGACUGCCAGUCCGGACUAUCACAGACCCGCAGUGAAGGUUCAGCCAGUUGCUAUGACCGCAAGCCAUUUCUUCAGCCAUACAGGAACUCAAGGCCCCGGCCUCAAACUGAAGAGGACCGUUGAGGAAUCCAAAGACUCCCUGUCGAGCUUGGCCAACGUGAAUGCACCCAUGGAGGACAGCCUUACAGCACUGCUUGUACAAAGACAUACAGAGCCACAACAACAACAACAACAACAGCAGCAGCAGCAACAGCAACAGCAGAUCACAGGGCAUCAGCAGUCUGCAUUACUCCUUCUUCCAACUGAAACCUCCUCCAUCUCCUCCUCCUCUUCCUCUCCAUCUCCCUCUGACUCCAACCUCAACACCACUGGACUCCACAGACCUGUCUCAGACCAAGAGUUUCCGAGGCCAUAAGGCUUCCGGCAGCGCAGUGUUCUGAUAUCUGGGUUGUAAUGCUGUAAUUACUAAGUAGCAGCUGUUUUUUUUUUUUUUUUUUUUUUUUUUUUCAGCAUGCCAGCACAGACAUCUGUAUAGUUGAUUUGCAAUGGCUUGGUAAUAGAAGUAAGAUGUUUGCGUUUUUUUUUCUCAUUAUGCAUGUGAGUAAAAUACUGUUUGCUGCAGCUAACAGUGCGUGAACAAACUGUUUUCUGCAGUUAUCAGUGUAAUAAUAAUGGUUACAUAUUGUAACAGCUUCUAUCGACACAGAAGCCCUCUGAUGGACUCUUUUGGCAUCAUUGCUUGUCUAUUCACACGCUCAAUAUUUACAUGUAGAUGCCCCAGCCAAUCAGGGCGAAACCUCUUCACCACACAAAGAGUGGAGACAACAUUUCCUCAGUCAUCAAGUCCACAGGGGCCUUAUUACAGAAAAAUGUCUGAAUUGCUCGACUUAUUUUAACUUAUGUUUCAAAGAUCAAGUGUUAGCUUCUCAAACAGAUGGGAAACGGCUCUAGCUCUACACUGAAGUGUAAGCUUCUUCGACAAGCUAACAACAGUGUUAGCUUUUUUCAACAGGCUAAUGGCUGGGUUAGCUUCUCGAAUGGGCUAACAACAAACUAAGCUCCUCUAGCAAGCUAUUAACCAUGUUAGCUUCUCCAACAGGCUAACAUCUGUAUUAGCUCCUCAAAUAGGCUAACAACAAUGUUAGCUUCCCCAACAGGCUAACAUCUGUAUUAGCUCUUCUAACAGUAGUUAGGUCCUCUAACAUCUGUAUUAACUCCUCUUAUGGACUAACAACAGUGUUUGCUUUUCCAGAAGGGCUAACAUCUGUAUUAGCUCCUCUAACAGGUUAACAUAUUUCAAUCUUGGUAUUUCUGUGCUCAUGGUGUUCCCCAUCGACAAUGUUUCUGUCAUACAGACCUAAUGACAGUUAGUGGCAUUUAUACCGUGUUCAGGACAGGGUCAAUACCAUCCUAACUUAAAUUCUUAAUUCAGGAGAUUCUUUAGCGCUUGGUCAAUUCUGUAAUAGUUUUUUUUUAUUUUUUUAUUUUAUCCUAACAUAAAAUAGGCUUAUUUCCUAAAAGCAGUUACAAAACAUGUUUUUGUAACACUUAAAAUCCUAAAUGUCAUCCCAAAUUCAGAUACGGUAGGAUUUCAGACUUUUCUCUAAUGAGGCCCCUUCCUACUUACUUUGACUUAAUCGGCAGGAAUGCUGGUUCAAGGGUUACACCUGGUUGUGAUAGAUGAAGCACUUCAGCACCCAACUCUCCAUGUCACUCAGACUUACUACUGUAAUGGGCUCUGAACUGCUGCUUGUGAAUCUGUUGCGACAUUUUGCACACAGUCGGUCACUCUGGGCUGGGAUGAGUGGGCAGCAAGGCUAGAGGCAGAACAUAAUGAGCACCACAUCUGUCCCGCUGUUUGCAAAUGGGGUCUUAGUACACCAGUCGCACCACAUUUAUAAUUACAUUCAUGGAUGCAGGAAACAUGCAUGACAACCUUGACUAUUUUAGAGUAUGUGUCCUUCCUUCCAUCAAAUUGCAAGGCAAGAGGAGAUGAUUGACCUACCUCACACUCGACGGGUCCAAAUGUGCAACAGUCUGGGCAUCACUGCGUCUCAUCAUGUGGGUUUCUUCCACGGAGCUGGGAUUAGACUGUCUUCCCAGCACAGAGGCCAUAGCCACCACAGCUCACCAGUCUGUGCAGCAGAUGGAGGAUGACGAAUCAAAUCAGGAAGGGCAUGCACCAUAUGAGUCAAGCCAACUGCUCCUCAACAUCCCGAGGCGAGGUACCUGUGGGUGCUGAGCAGGCUUGUUAAGGAUCAGUGUGGGACCAGAAACAGGGACUCAUGGCCAAGACAGGAACUCAAAAACCUGUUCUUUGUGGUUCAAGAGGAGGUGAAGGUGGACACACCAUCACAUAGAAAGUCUCAUAACUUCUUCUAAAUACUGAGCAUGGGCCAGUAGAAAGGCAAAAGUAAGUCACCUGAUAGACAAGGUGACAGUUGGAAGUCAGCAAAUCCUCAGCUACCAGCACCCCUGUGCAGAAAGGAAAGGAAAAUAGGACAAACAUAUUUCCAGGACAAACACUGCCCGGAGAAUUCCUGUCCAUCGACUGAUAAAGAGUUAACAGCCAUCAUUUCUUUGGACAGGAAUUUGCCAACAACCCUGUCAAGCUUUUCCCACCCUGUCAUGCCUGUGGUCUAAAGAAGAUAUCUCUCCAGAGUGUCAGCAGAGAGCAGCUCCUCCACCCCUCACUGCCAAAGUGGCCCAUUGAUCACUUAGCUUCCUAGGCUCCAGUCAGAGCAACAGACAAGUAGAGAUGUAGAGAUAGAGGACAGGACUAAAGGUGGUUAAUUCUGGCCAGCGUGCUGUCCAAAGCUGUCACCAAGGCUUGUCCAGGUAGUUUGGAAGUGCAACCUGAGACUUGGAGGCAAUAAUGUGAGCUGAAGAAAGGAACCACUGCUUUGUCUGUGUCUCAUUGUGCAUGUAUGAGUACCUUAAGCAUGACUAAAGUAAUGAUGACAAAGCUGCUCCUCCUCCAGUUGCUGAGGUCAUUGGGUAGGACCUGCCCCUUUCAACUAGAGUGAACCCUGGGUCUGGGCUGGUGCUGGUUCAGAGUUGGGUCAAGAGUCACGACAUUCAGUCACUGUAUACGUCUUCAGUUUCCCAGCAUUGCUUGAAAUAACAAUGGCAGAUAUUGAUUCCUUUCCUUACAACCAGACUGGUCCUCCAGCCACUGUUUCUUUGGUCAGAUGUCCAUGGUGCAAAUCUUUUGUCUGGUCUGCCAUGGAUCAGAGCGACCACGCUACACUAGCUCUGGUGGGGAGAUGCAGUUUUAGUUGCAUCACAAUAAAACCGCCCACAGCCCCUGACAUAAGCAGGCUUUGCGCUGAACCAGCAAAGUGUUGGUGGUGCUCUGGAACCAGUCUUCCUGGCCAAGAGCCAUUCCUUUGGCUGCAGAAACUCAAAUAACUGGGUCAAGAGUAGGCACUGGCUCUGAACCAGCACCUGAACUGCCUUGCUAGAAAAGGGGUAAGCACUGACAAGGCCAAGGAUGGAAACGCAUGCAACCGAUAUACUCCACUGGAACUGAAGAUCCUGCCUGAAACUGGACACACUGGAACCCGUAACACAUGUUGAUGGAUCUGGUCACCGUUGGUAGAGCCUGUUAGAGUCUAAAGCCUGCGUGUGGUACAUUCAGACACUCUGAGGGUGUAAGCCCGCAUACAAACUGAUUAUACAAACUUUUUUCUGCAGUUUCUAGUGUAAUACAGCAUUAUUACAAAGGUGUGAGAACAGUUUUCUUCUCCCUAGUUGUAUGCCUGUCUUCUCUGAAGUGUGACUCAGGGGUUAUGGACAAUUGCACUGCAAUAUACAGUACAGUAUCAAGUAUACUGUAGUUUUCUUUCUUUAAACAAUGUGCAUUAUUACUGCGGUCACUGAUGUGCACCUACUGUACAACGUUAAGCCAAUAGAAUACACCAUACAUGCUUGUCCGGGCAGAUAUCACAACACGCAGAUAUACGAGGAUUCUGCUGUUAUCCCAGAGCUACGCCCCUGACAAACAAGUAUGAUGUAGGUAUUUCUACGAGGCAGUGCAUGCGUUUUAUAUCUAUAUAUUUACUGUUUUGCACUGCUUUAUCAGCCCAAAGUAGCACAUGACAAUAUAAAAUGAUGUCAGCAUAUUUGUGUAUUUUUAGGAUGCACUUAGAGGGUGGGUUUGAUGGAGAGAGAGGGGAUGUAGGGGGGAACACGUGGAAAGUUAGUACUUGCGCAUAAACGGGCCCCAGAGAGGGUCGUGUGCCUAUACAACCAAUCCAAAUGCUAAGUCAGAACUUCAUGUAUAACUAAGCAUCAACGACUCAGAUCGUUUCCCUGUACUGUUUUUUUGUUGGCAAUGUACAUUAAAGUAAAAAUGUUGUUAGAUAAUUGUUAGAAACGAAGUACAUCAUAUUGCCAGAUGUAAAGGAAAAAAUGUAUUUUUUUUAACUGAGUAACUUAUAUGAGAAAACUCUUUAGCAAAACAGUAGUACAUAUGUUUGUUUUGAAGCUGUGGGAGCAAUAAAUGAGAACACACUUACGGCUGA
Messenger RNA from Acanthopagrus latus (yellowfin seabream), 8202 nucleotides. Its product is annotated as potassium voltage-gated channel subfamily H member 7-like. Lineage: Eukaryota; Metazoa; Chordata; Actinopteri; Spariformes; Sparidae. Gene Ontology annotation, molecular function: inward rectifier potassium channel activity. Bases 582 to 4091 code for a protein of 1169 amino acids. The transcript has 15 exons. Gene Ontology annotation, biological process: regulation of ventricular cardiac muscle cell membrane repolarization; membrane repolarization during action potential; regulation of heart rate by cardiac conduction. Gene Ontology annotation, cellular component: membrane. The record is from RefSeq and is a predicted model, not a curated record.